CUUCAUAGAGAAGUAGAAGAUAGGAUUACUUGAAAAGAUUGCUCUUCUUGACGUUGUAGAUUCACCAGAGCUCGUUGCCAUUAGCGAUCAAACUAAAACUAGACUUCCGGUUAGAAUCAAUCUACGUUCAGGAUCAUCCUCUAUGAUUCCCACCGAAAUGGUUAGUUCAAGUCCAACAUCAAGUGCAUUGAGUGUUCCAGUUCUUGAUUCAUCAAGCAAUCUAGCACUUACUAGUAGCUCAACUCCAGCUAUCUCCGAGUCUACUUCUGCAUCUGACAUCGGGUCCUCAAGUUCUCCAGAAUUUGGCACAUCAAGUGCUCCAAUGUCUGAUGCUUCAAGUGAUUCCACAUUUACCUUUUGCAUACUUCCUCCUCUCUCUGUGUGUCCUACAUCUGCUUUCGGGUCCCCAAGUCCUCUAGCAUUUGAUGGAUCAAGUGCUUCAGGGUUUGGUGCAUCAAGUGCUCCAAUGGUUGGUUCAUCAAGCACUUCCGCAUUUACUUCAAGCUCAACUGAUCCGGAAUUUGGUGAAUCAAGUGCUCUAGGUUUUGAUAUAUCAAGUGUUCCAAUUUUAGGCACAACUCCUGUCUCUUGUCAGUCUAUUUCGGCAUCUGCUUCUGGAGCUUCAACUUCAAAUGCUCCAGCGUCAGCUACCUCAAGCACUCCAACAAUUACUAGCAGCUCAGUUCCUGCCUUCAGUACUUCUGCAUCUCCUUUUGGUGCCUCAAGUUCAUUAAGUGAUCCAGAAUUUAUUUCUAGCUCAACUUCUGCCCUGUGCCAAACUACUUCUACGUCUGCCUUUGGAGCAUCAAGCGCUCCAACAUUUAUUAGUAGCUUGAACCCUGCCGUCUCUCAGGCUAAUUCUACAUCAGCUUUUGAGGCUCCAGCAUCUGGUGGUUCAAUUGCGUCAGGGUUUGGGAGCUUCACUGAUAUUGCAUCUUUAUCUACUCCUUCAAAUACCCUUCCUUUUGGCUUUUCAUUUGCCACUCCAAUAUGCUUCGAUGGUUCUAGUGUAUCUGCUUCUACAUUGGGUAGCUCCAACAUAUCUGGACUUGCUUCAUUUGGUUCUGGAAAGCAAGGUUCCCCGUUUGCUGGCUAUAGAUAUGAUCAAGCUGCCGGCGGUAUUACAUAUGGUGUUUCCACCAGCAACCCUACAAGCUUUGGAGCAACAUCUACAAUUCACUCUUGUCCAUUGCCAGCAUCUUUUUCUUCUUCUCCUCUGCUCUGUUCAUUACCUUCUGGUUCAUCAUCUGCCCAGGAUCACACACAGGCAACUCCAUCAACUAUUCCAUUUGUAAACACAACAUCAUCUCCUACUGGCAUACUACCUGUCCUGAAUGUACCAAAUAUCCAAUUAUUCCCAUUACCUCAACUUGUAGCACCCACUUUCCAGCUGACAAAUGCAGUUGCAGGACAGGGUAUUUCAUUUGUGCAUGGUAUUACGCCACAGUCUUACACAUUGGGCAUGCCUAUUGCACCUGCGUUUGGGCAACUGGUGUUUACAAGCCUGCCGCUGCAGUAUCCAGGUCAUGUAACCGGAUCUGGACAAAGCAUCGGUCUCCUGGCUCUUCUUCAGCCUAUAUGUGCGUUUUCUGUUGACAACAGUGCACAGUCACCACCAUCAGGUGUUGGUUCUGGGACACCGACGGGGACAAAUGGGAGCAGUUGAAGCAUUUUCAGCAGGGUAUUUGUGAUCAAAAUUUUCAACUUUCCCCACUUGACCUGAGGAGGCAAUGUUAUUAAAAAUUUUGUUAUCAUAGAAGAGCUGCUGCCAUGAUCUAGGAAACCCUUUAUUACUGCUUUCAAACCUCUAUAGUGUUUCUUCAAUAGGAAAUCUCCAACUAUGGAUCAAUGACGUCUAAUAGGCUUGCACUAAAAGUUUAAUAUCGUGCAAGAUAUUGAUAGGUUAAGGCUUCUGUAAGACCGUAGGAGAGUAACCUGGUCGAUAUUACAAUGUUCAAUGCCAUCCCCAAUUACAAGUCUGGAAAACAAAAUUCACCUAAAAAAUGAUACUAACAUGAAAAUGGCCCAUGCAGGUCUCGAACCUGCGACCUUCGCGUUAUUAGCAC
This is a messenger RNA of Manihot esculenta (cassava), 2066 nucleotides long. Its product is annotated as nuclear pore complex protein NUP98B. Bases 143 to 1666 code for a protein of 507 amino acids. Lineage: Eukaryota; Viridiplantae; Streptophyta; Magnoliopsida; Malpighiales; Euphorbiaceae. The transcript is spliced from 5 exons. The record is from RefSeq and is a predicted model, not a curated record.